Molecule: messenger RNA, 2226 nt
Organism: Oreochromis niloticus (Nile tilapia)
Lineage: Eukaryota; Metazoa; Chordata; Actinopteri; Cichliformes; Cichlidae
Product: tetraspanin-8
Exons: 9
Coding region: 236-1012 (258 amino acids)
Cellular component (GO): membrane
Source: RefSeq, a predicted model, not a curated record
GCCAUGUGGCAAGAGCCACUCUGCCUUUAACCGCGGUUAAGCUAAGCAUUACUCCCGGAUUCCAAUAUUUCCGAAUGCACCUGAAAGCGGCACAGACCCCUCAUCCAGCACAUCACAGUGACGUCCUGUGCGGAUACAGCAGACAGAUGCCCUGACUGCAACGGUCCCAGGUCUACAUCCUUAACGUUUUCUCCAUGUAAAAGGGCGUUUUAAAGCCCGGGGGAGCAGCAGCAGAAUGCAGCGGAGCGCGGUGGUCGUGGUGGCGGAUAAAACGACCCUGAAAAGGCCGUUUAUUUUGGCAAAUUCAGUCCAUAUGGCGCUGUGCUUCUCCUUGCUGACAAUGACAGUGGCUUAUCAUCGAGAUAUCUUACAAACUGGAAAAAUGGUGUCUACUGUUUCAGUAGUGAUGUUGUACGUGAUAGAGAUUGGCUGCCUGCUGCUCUCGGUGCUCGGCAUGUUUGGAGCCUUCAAAGAAAAGAGAUGGUGCUUUAUUCUGGUAAAAUAUGCAGCUGGGAUGGCAGCAGCCAGUCAAACAAUAAUUGUUAAAGCAGCACUAAGUUACCAGGAUAUUUAUGAGAAACAUGUGGUCAAUGAAGAGUCCAAGCUGCUGUCCAUGAUGCCACUCACUACAACAAGCAAAGCCAACAAGACACUGCUGUAUCAUAUUCAGCAAGAAUUGGAAUGCUGCGGUCUUGUCGAAGGUUACAAAGACUGGGGCUCUUCCAUUCCUCCAUCCUGUAACUGCCAAUAUCCAGGAAAAUGCAUUCGACUACGAGGCAGCGCCACACUCGGGGCUCCAAAGAACCACUAUGUUUAUCAAGAGCCUUGCCUUCCAAUUUACGUUUCUGAGCUGAAGCUUGCAUUCUCGUUGUCGAUGGGUAUACAGUUUGGAAGCGGAGUGUUUUGGGUUAUUUUACUUGUUAUGAGCAUCAAGCUGAUGGACCAGAUCAGAAGGAAACAUGACUUUAUGGCUCUUCUCGAAUCAAACAGAUACGUUCCCGGUGCUUUCUAGCCCCCUGCUGUUUUAAUACACACAUCCUAAUUUCUAUAACCUGGCUAUCUUAUGGUUUUUCUAUGUGUUGAUGUUUAAAUGCAUGUCUAAAAGUAAUCUACUUGCGCACAGUAGAUAAGAUUUAAAUGACUCUUCUGCCUUACUGCUGUAAAAAAAAAAGAGAGAGAAAAAAAAGUGCAAUUUAAUGACAUUAAUCAAUCUGAACUAGUUAUCACAUUUUCUUAUGUUUUUUUCUGGCUUUUUGUUCUGUACAUUAAGACUUUGGAUAUAUAUCAGUGAGGCUUUCAAAAGGCAGAUAUUAAUCUAAUAAUAAUUAAUCUGCUUCGAUGUUUUAUUGAAAGCUUGCCUCACCGAACCCAACUGUAAGUUCUGAGUUUUGACGUAUGUACCUCAAGUCAAGAUGGCGUAAUGAAAUACGAAUACUUGUCUUAAGCACACAUUGACUUUCAAGCAUUAGAGCAACUAAUAAUCUUUGCAAGAUAAUAAUAUUAAUAAGCUUUAUGUAGCAGCUUUUUUAAACACUGUUUACAAAGUGCUUUGAUUCAGUUAUUGAUUUAGCCAUGCAUAUUACUGCAUAAUCAGGUGAGACAAGGGAAUGAUUCACACGUCUCGGGGACAGCAGAAUGUUUUGAUGCCUUGUUAUGCACACUGAAUAUCUGAAACCUUGUUGUAGAUUUCAGUUUUUCUUAAAGCACAUGUAACAAUUCGAGCUUGUGUGAUCAUGCCCAGGAGAGAGGAGUGGGUGAGGAGGAGGAGGAGAGGGGAUUCUGUUUUGUUGCACAUACAGUAGACACGCAGUAAAAUCCUCUUUGAUUUGAAGGUUUUGCACAGAUGUUGGCAAGGCCGCUGCAAAGAGGUUGUGAGAGGCUCUUGUAGGAAAAUGUGCCACCCACAUUCUUGCAGAGACUGUAACGCUCCAACUGAUGCAACUCUCACCAAAGAAGCCUUUAUGCCACGCCGCGUCUACUUUAACUUGCUGCAUGAGCUGCCUGCUGUUGAAACGUCUACUCGACUCAUAUAUUGUCAAAUUAAUUUAAUCUGAAGCAGCAGAUCCAGUGUCUACCUGUGCACUUUAACCAUUAUUGCCUAAUAUACACAUGUUCUGGCAACGUAUGGUGUCUUUGUUUCUGUCACACACCGGUUUUUUUUUUUAAUUGGCAUGACAUGAUGUAAUAUUUUGUAAAUAUAACGAAUAAAACAAGUUUUGUCUUUUU